GACGCGGCGUUUUGCGCGUGCGCACUCCAGUCACUAUUGCUAUACAGUGUUCAUUCUCUGGUCAGUUUUAUUUCUCUGUUUUAUGCAUAAAAGAGCAAAAGCGGGUUCGUCUUCACCCCCAGGCUGGAGCUGGAGCAGUAAACAUGUCGGCACAGGGGGAUUGUGAUUUCUUGGUGAAACGCGCGCGCGAGCUCGUGCCCAAAGACCCGUGGGCUGCUAAAGCUUGGCUGAUCACCGCGCGCACUCUCUAUCCGGCUGACUUCAACAUACAGUAUGAGAUGUACAUGAUUGAGCGCAACGCAGAGAGGACCUCUUCAGCUGGCAGACUGCUCUAUGACAUAUUUAUUAAUUUCCCGGAGCAGCCGGUGGUGUGGCGCGAGAUCACCGUAAUCACAGCAGCGUUGAGGAACGACAGUCAGGACAAGCAUGCACUGUUCCUCAAAGGUGUGUUUGAGACUCUCCCAGGCCCUGUGCAGUGUCAGAUGCUUUUGAAGGCCACUGAACAGUGUUUUAACACUCUGGAGAAAGCAGAGAUGCACCUGCUGUUGCUGAAGAGAUUCCCAGAGUCUGUGGUACAGCACGGGGUGAGUUUAGGAGAGUCGCUGCUGGAAGCAGAGAACAUGCAGGACCUGGACACUCCAGUCAACUGUUACAGGAAACUGUUUGUAUGCGACGUCCUGCCGUUGAUCAUCAAUAAUAUGGACAUGCGGCUACCCGCCAGUCUGUUGCACAAGUACAUGCACAAAGCGGCCGAGUUUUACAUCGGCUACGUGACACGAGGACCCUGCGCAGAUGCACAGUUACCGGGACCUCAGGAAGGGGGAGGGCUUAAGUCUCCCGGAAAGGGGCGGGGCCAGCGGGGCGUGAUUGAUGGCUUGACGGAGAAGUCAUCGUUGGUGGCGGAGCCGUGGGAGAGGCUCCUGGAGAUUGUUGGGUCGGUGGGGCUGAGGUGUGAGUGGCAGGGAGAGAAGGGCACCAGGACAUACUCAGAGCUACUGCAGCGGGUGAAAGAGCUGUGCCGCUAUUUGCCUGGUCUGGAGGGUGAGAAUUUCUCUCGUUGCUGCGCCCAAAUCGUCACCUGUUCCACGCUAGUGCUCUUCCGCAGUGCACACUUCUACAUCUCUACAGUGCAGCCCUCUCUCUUUCAGGGUCAUAACUCACUGGGCUCGACUCCAUGGGUUCUGGUGGAGGACCUUUCGAGUGUGUUUCACGACAUCGAGCCUGAGAGACUGAGCGGCAAACACGCGCACAAAAAACGCAAACUCGCAGACGGGCGUGAGAAAACCAUGAGUUCUGAUGACGAGGACGCUCUGGGGAAGGGACGAGGAAGACACAUUUUGGUCAGUAAGACUGAAAUGCCAGCCUGGACCGAGACACUAGAGCAUUUCAGAACAGCUAGAGAGAGCUGGGAUCUCUUACACUCGCACGAGACUCUGGAAUCAGAGUUCAACAAGAUCUGUGCAGCAUGGAAGACCGAAAGCUGGCUUUGGUUCCGGAUAUUUCUCACCGAUAUGAUCAUAUAUCAGGGUCAGUACAGAAAAGCUCUGUCCAGUUUAGUGCAGCUGUCGUCUCUUCAGCCCCAGCAGAGCCAGAACACACACACGUCAGCCUCCAACCUGGAGACACACCGAGCCUUAAUCCAGCAAGCAUCCUGUCACUACGCACUUGGGGAGUACCGGCUGGCCUGUGAGAAGCUGUUGGAGGUUGUAAGUGGUCUGGUGCCUCAAACCCAGGAAGCAACCAAGCCCAGCGAGGAGCAGACCCGAGGAAGAAACAAAGCUAAGAAAGGCAAUGACUUGAGGCUCGUUCCCUGCACUAGCAAAGACAUUUUGCCCUUUUGCCUGCAGUUGAUGCUGGCCUGCUUCAAAUUGCGAGCAUUCACAGACGGCAGCAGAGACGACCUGUCUCUCGGUCACGUGAUCGUCCUCCUGCAGCACGAUUGGCCGCAGGGAGAGACCCUCUUCCUGAAGGCGGUGGACAAAAUUUGCGACCAGGGGAGUUUUCAGUACGAGAACUUCUUCAACUACGUCACCAACAUUGACAUGUUGGAAGAGUUCGCGUAUCUCCGUACGACAGAAGGUGGGCGGGUCCAACUGGAGUUAUUGCCCAAUCAGGGGAUGCUAAUUAAGAACCCCAGCCCCGCCCUGGGGGUGGAGUUAAAUACCCUGCUGCUUCCUGGGGCUCAGAAGGCUGACAGGCAUCACACUGUGACUCGGGGCAUCACCAAAGGUGUGAAAGAAGAUUUCCGGCUGGCCAUGGAGCGCCAAGUGUCUCGCUGCGGAGAGAAUCUCCUCGCCGUUCUACAUCGAUUCUGCAUUAACGAGAAAAUCAUCCUCAUCCAGUCCUUACCCUGACCUCGUACUCUUAAAGGAAAAAAAAUCCACCAAAUAUUCCGAACUUUUCAUGUUUCAACCUUCACCAUCUUCAACAGGACCCAAGGUUUAUUAUGGAAAAAAUUCUAUUCUACUGAAAGAGAGUGAUGCAGCAGCACUUUAGUCUUUUAAUCUGUCCAGCUCUCCUCAGCCAUACACUUUGCUUAAACAGAUCAGCUUCCAAACCUUCAACGUUCAAGACAACACCGCUUUAAAUUCAGUAGAUAACUGUUACUCACCUCAGCUGGGCUUUAUAGCUGCAUUGCUUUCUGGAACUCCAACAUUCGCUGUCUCCACCAUGUCCACAUUGGAUUUGUCAGUAAUAUGACACAUUUUCACAUGUUUUCAGAAGCUGAUGUACAUUAUUUUAUGCAUCUUAUAUUCACAUCACAUAUUUAAUUUAAUUCAGAGCGGACUUUUCCUUUGACUUCUGCCUCUAUGCCCUAAUUCUCACCGAGUUCGCAACGUUCGUGCGAAAAAAUACUUAUUUUUCAACUUGAUACUGUUUUCUAUUGACUUUUUGUAGCCUUUGUGAAUUAUCUAGGUUUAGAAUUGCCUAUUUUGGAUAAGUACAGAGACCUCAAACAAGAGUGUCUUACUUUUAACCGGGUAAUGGGAUCUGGUAUAUUUCCCUGUUUAAAGCUUGUGAAGUUGCAUAUUGCAAAACAGCUAAUAGGUUGCACUGGUUGCAUCCCGUACUACGAAGAACCCCACAGUGUUCUUAAGGUUUUUCUGUCCAAGUCAUUAUGUUUGGCACGAAACUGCAUUCCUUGCCUGUAUAUCUAAAGGAUGAAUGUCUAGAUUUGGCAGCAGUUGAGAUCAGAAAAAAACAACAACUGGUACAUAUUAUAUAAUGUACCAUUUAAAUAAUCUUGGACUCCAACAUAUUGUAUAAAUGUCUUUAAUUUCAAACAAGCAACAGCUUUUUUUUCUUUAGCAAUGCUUUUAGAAUUAUUUUACUUUGUAUUUGAAUGCUCAUUUUUGCAUAU
This is a messenger RNA of Hemibagrus wyckioides, 3361 nucleotides long. RefSeq names its product integrator complex subunit 10 (gene ints10). Bases 144 to 2354 code for a protein of 736 amino acids. The transcript has 18 exons. NCBI's taxonomy places the organism in Eukaryota, Metazoa, Chordata, Actinopteri, Siluriformes, Bagridae. Gene Ontology annotation, cellular component: integrator complex. The record is from RefSeq and is a predicted model, not a curated record. Gene Ontology annotation, biological process: snRNA processing.